GUCUCAGGUCUGUAAAAUCAUUUCAAACUAGUUUAGCCAAGUCCCCACUUAAAUAUAAGUAGCGUGAAAGGGGGUGGCUAAACUAGUCUAGUCGCCCCCCCUGCGUGAGAGAGGCAGGGCAAGUACGGUUCAUGAGAUGGAGUAACUACACCAUACGCACCUGCCUCGUCAUCUCCUGCUCUGCCUGGGAACGACAGAAUGGACCAUAUCGCGCUCUGAUUGCGCCAUUCAAGCUAGCAAUAAUCCCAUGGCUACGACCCCAAGACGCCAAUACCAGGGAGUCAGACAUGACCGACGCCGGACCGAUGACACUCCAUCUUCUACUCAUAUAAGAGUGUCAUUGUGACAACCCAGAGCAUGAAACGUCCCUGGUUACCAGUCCAGCACCCAGCACCCAAAACCCAGCACCAUGUCUCCCGCAGCAGUAGACAUUGCUAAGGCUCUCCCCAUCAUUCCCAAGGAGCAGACUGAAGAUGCUCCCCCAACCGUUCCAGAUGUCCCAAAGCCUGUGACUGGCCACAAGGAGCCCCUGAAGCUCAGCGGCGCCCUCGACCAGUUCCAACAGUUUGAUGUAACUCCUGUCAUAGGCCGUGAAUUUGUCGACGUCGAUCUGGCCGAGUGGUUGAAUGCACCCAACUCUGACGAACUACUCCGCGACCUGGCCAUUACAAUCUCCCAGCGUGGCGUCGUCUUCUUCCGCAAGCAGGACAACCUGACGGACGAAAUCCAAAAGCGCAUCACCCAGCGCCUAGGCGAACUCACCGGAAAGCCUGCCACAUCCACCCUCCACAUCCACCCACUCGCCAACUUUGUCAACCCAGAAGACCAACUCAUGGCCACCGUCUCCUCGCGCCAGAUGGAGAAGAUGUUCAACAAGUACAUGGACUUGGCCCAGACGCAGACGCACCAGUGGCACUCAGACAUAGCCUGGGAAGCCCAUCCCGCCGAGUAUUCCUUCUUGCGCAUGAAGGAGCUACCCGUGACCGGCGGCGACACGCUCUGGGCCUCGGGCUACGAAGUUUAUGACCGCGUCUCGCCGCCCUUGCGCGCCUUUUUUGAUACGCUGACGGUGCGCAUCUCGCAGCCCCAAUUCAAGGAAACGGCCGAGCGCCUCGGCUUCGACCUUGUUAAUAGCCCGCGCGGCGCGCCCGAGAAUAUUGGUGACGAGCACUCGUCGAUCCACCCAUUCGUGCGCACCAACCCGGUUACGGGCUGGCGCAGUAUCUUUCCCUUAUCAUCGCUGAACAAGGAGAUACAGGGGCUGUGUGCCGCCGAGUCGCAGCGCUUCCUUGACUGGAUGGUGCAGCUAGUUGUCGAGAACCAUGACUUGCAGGUGCGGCUGCGGUGGCAGAAUGCGAAUGAUUGUGCGAUUUGGGAUAACCGAUCCGCGUACCAUGCGGCCACGCCUGAUUAUAUCGGUCUGGGACUGGGGGCGCGCUUGGGGUCGCGGACGACGGGGGUGGCGGAGAGGCCGUACUUUGAUCCGCAGAGCACCAGUCGUCGGGAAGCGCUGGGUGUGGAUGAUGUUCAACGGGCUGCGUGA
Messenger RNA from Eremomyces bilateralis CBS 781.70, 1543 nucleotides. Its product is annotated as taurine catabolism dioxygenase. Gene Ontology annotation, cellular component: cytoplasm. The transcript is spliced from 2 exons. Bases 410 to 1543 code for a protein of 377 amino acids. Gene Ontology annotation, molecular function: 2-oxoglutarate-dependent dioxygenase activity. The record is from RefSeq and is a predicted model, not a curated record. Lineage: Eukaryota; Fungi; Ascomycota; Dothideomycetes; Eremomycetales; Eremomycetaceae.